Molecule: messenger RNA, 1614 nt
Organism: Diachasma alloeum
Lineage: Eukaryota; Metazoa; Arthropoda; Insecta; Hymenoptera; Braconidae
Product: short/branched chain specific acyl-CoA dehydrogenase, mitochondrial
Exons: 8
Coding region: 286-1530 (414 amino acids)
Cellular component (GO): mitochondrion
Molecular function (GO): flavin adenine dinucleotide binding; acyl-CoA dehydrogenase activity
Source: RefSeq, a predicted model, not a curated record
GUAAGGUAUCAACAACUCCGCUGUGAUCACUCGUGUCGAGUAGUUCCCCCCUCGAAAGGUCUCAUUAUUUUGUGUGUAGCUGCUUCACUUUUUAUUCUUAUUACAUAACAACCAGUUUUGUGACUUCUUGAUCAGUCGCUUUCCAGCGAGCGUCUCGAACAUUAAUCAUUAGUGGGCCGCUUGGCUGGCAAGUUCCAAACUCAAGCGCUCGAUCGCAAGUCGUCAUUUUCAAUAGUGUAUUCGAAUAUUUUUUGUUGUAAUUUUUUCAAACUUCGAGAAAGCAACAUGAAUUCUGUCAGAACAUUAUUGGGCAAAAUCCCACGGGACAUUAUCCAGAAGAAGAAACUCCACGUGUCUUCAUCAGCCUUAAAUCAUACACCAGGACCUUUGACCCAGUUUACAGAUGAUGAGAUUAUGAUGAAAGAGACUGUUGCUAAAUUGGCGAGGGAGGAAAUAGCACCACUAGUCAAGAAGAUGGAGAAGGAGGGGAGGAUUGAUGAUGGAUUAUUGAAGAAGCUAUUUGAGAACGGGUUAAUGGGAAUGGAGAUUCCAAGUGAACUCGGUGGAGCCGGAUGUAGCUUCCUGACGACAAUUUUGACAGUUGAGGAAGUAGCUAAAGUUGACGGGGCCGUAGCUGCUCUCGUGGACAUUCACAACACUUUAGUUAAUUCUCUUACCAUUAAAGUUGGUACUGAGGCACAAAAGGCUAAAUAUCUGCCGAAACUGGCGCAAGAAUUUGCUGGGAGUUUUUGUCUCACAGAGCCAGGCGCAGGUUCAGACGCCUUUUCCCUCAAAACCGAAGCCAAGAAGGACGGAUCUCACUACAUAAUCAACGGCACUAAAAUGUGGAUCUCCAACUCUGACAUCGCUGGAGUUUUCAUCGUCUUCGCCAAUGCAAACCCAUCAGCGGGAUACAGGGGAAUUACGACUUUCCUCGUUGACAGAGAAAUGCCAGGAGUUACUGUAGCUAAACCUGAAGACAAACUCGGUAUAAAGGCAUCGGGGACCUGCAUGGUGCACUUUGAAAACGUGAGGGUGCCUGAAGAGAACAUUCUGGGGGAGUUUGGACAGGGGUACAAGUAUGCAGCUGGGUUCCUCAACGAGGGAAGGAUAGGCAUCGGUGCACAGAUGAUUGGAAUUGCUCAGGGUGCCCUUGAUGCCACGAUUCCUUAUACUUUGGAGAGGAAACAGUUUGGAAAGGAUAUUUUCUCAUUUCAGUCGAUGCAACACCAAAUAGCUCAGGUAGUCACCGAGCUCGAGGCAGCAAGACUCCUGGUGUACAACGCAGCUCGAAAAGUAGAGGCAAAACAAGAAUUCACGAAAGACGCAGCGAUGGCCAAGCUUGUAGCCUCAGAGACUGCCCUCAAGGUGACAGCCAAGUGCAUAGAUUUCAUGGGAGGCGUUGGAUACACGACAGACUUCCCCCAGGAGAAGUACUUCAGGGACUGCAAAAUUGGUACAAUCUACGAGGGCACCAGCAACAUGCAGUUAUCAACCAUCGCAAAAUACAUCAGGAAGGAGUAUUCAUGAUUCCGAGCGUUCUAUUAGUUUUUCAAUCCAUUUUUUUAUGAAAUAUUUUAUAUGAACUGGGAGAUAAAGUUGUUUUUUACGUAA